This is a messenger RNA of Miscanthus lutarioriparius, 1611 nucleotides long. The record is from the annotation of a GenBank genome assembly. Lineage: Eukaryota; Viridiplantae; Streptophyta; Magnoliopsida; Poales; Poaceae.
AUGGCACAUCAAGCUACAAUAGUUAUUGAUCAUCUCACUGCUAAUUCACCGUUGCUGAAAGCAGUUUUCCCACUCCUGGUCCCUGUCCUCCUCCUCUUCGUCCUGCUACGCUACUUCUCUACAGGAACAACAACGAUUAAUAACAAGCAAGGAAAGAAACUGCCUCCGUCACCUCCGGCCCUGCCGCUGAUCGGGCACCUUCACCUCGUCGGUGCGCACCCGCAUAUCUCUAUGCGGGGCCUCGCCGCCCGGCACAGUGGCGAGGACCUCAUGCUGCUCCGCCUCGGCGCGGUCCCGACGCUUGUGGCGUCGUCCCCGCGUGCCGCACAGGCGGUGCUGCGCACGCACGACCAGUCGCUGGCCUCGAGGCCCCGCUCCAUCUUCGGCGACAUCCUCGGGUACGGGCCGUCCGACGUCGGGUUCGCGCCCUACGGCGACGGGUGGCGGCAGGCCAAGAAGCUGGUCACCACGCACCUGCUCAACACCAAGAAGGUGCAGUCCUACCGCACCGCCCGCGAGGAGGAGGUGGGAGUGGUUAUCGACAAGAUCCACCGCGCAGCCACUUCAGGCGAGGCUGUGGACUUGAGCGAGCUCCUGAGCUCGUUCACGACGGACAUGGUGUCCCGAGCCGUGGUGGGGCGGUCGUUCAGGGUGGAUGGCCUGGACAAGGUGUUCAAGGAGGUGAUGGACGCGAGCAUGGCCGUCCUUGGGGGCUUCAGCCUGGAGAACUUCUAUCCUGGCCUGGCCAAGGUGGCCGGUGGGGUGCUCAUGUGGUCCGGGCGCCGCAAGGCUGAGAGACUCAGGGACCGGUGGGAUGAGGUCCUUGAUAAGGUGAUCGACCAGCACGCGAGCUUGGCGGCGGCAGGUGGACCACCGGCACACCAUGAGAGUGAUUUUAUUCAUGUGUUGCUAUCGGUGCAAGUGGAGUACGGGCUCACCAGAGACGGCAUCAAAGGAAUCUUGUCUGAUUUGUUUGCAGCGGGCACAGACACAGCGUACUUGGUUCUAGAAUUCACCAUGGCUGAACUGAUGCUGCACCAAGAUGUUAUGGCAAGGCUACAGGCAGAGGUGAGAAGUAGCAUGCCUAAGGACCAAGAAGUCAUCACAGAAGAGUACCUCACCGGAAUGCCAUAUCUAAAAGCUGUCAUCAAAGAAACGCUCCGUUUGCACCCGCCGUCGCCGCUUCUCCUCCCACAUCAGUCACUAGAGGAGUGCACCAUCGAUGGCUACGUGGUGUCUGCUGGCACCACCGUGUUUGUCAACGCCUGGGCAAUCGGCCGCGACCCGAGGUCAUGGGGCGAUGCUGCAGAGGAAUUCAUGCCGGAGAGGUUCAUCAACAAGGGGGCCACAAAGGGUGUCGAUUUUAGAGGGAUUGACUUUCAGUUUCUGCCAUUUGGGUCCGGCCGAAGGAUGUGUCCUGGCAUGAAUUUUGGCCUGGCCAACGUUGAAAUCAUGCUAGCAAAUCUUGUGUGCCAUUUUGAUUGGGAGAUGACGGCAGGAGCGAACGAGAUUGACAUGACAGAGGUGUUUGGAUUAACUGUGCACCGCAAAGAUAAGCUCAUUCUCACUCCAAGGUUACCAUCUUGUGUUGCUCAACCACUGGAGGGCUAG